This is a messenger RNA of Fonsecaea multimorphosa CBS 102226, 1722 nucleotides long. RefSeq lists its product as uncharacterized. Bases 1 to 1722 code for a protein of 573 amino acids. Gene Ontology annotation, biological process: L-leucine catabolic process. Gene Ontology annotation, cellular component: mitochondrion; methylcrotonoyl-CoA carboxylase complex. Gene Ontology annotation, molecular function: methylcrotonoyl-CoA carboxylase activity. The transcript has a single exon. NCBI's taxonomy places the organism in Eukaryota, Fungi, Ascomycota, Eurotiomycetes, Chaetothyriales, Herpotrichiellaceae. The record is from RefSeq and is a predicted model, not a curated record.
AUGGCUCCCAAGUAUGUUCCGACAAACUCUCUCUUGAGGAGCCUCAACCACGCUCUUCGAGAACAACACAAGUGCCUUUCCACAUCCCACUUCAGACCACGAGCAACCAGGGCAGCGGCGACGUUCACACACCGACGGCAUGCUCAAGCCAUCUCCGUCCUCCCAACUGCGGUGGACAGGACCAGUCAGGACUUCAAAGACAAUGCAGCCCAGCUGGGUGAGGCCAUGAGCAAAUACGCAACCUUGCACGAGAAGAUCGCCCAAGGGGGACCAGAGAAGGCGCGGCAAAAGCAUAUCCAAAGGGGCAAAAUGCUGGCAAGAGAUCGCAUAACAGCUCUCAUCGACCCCGGUAGUCCGUUCAUGGAGAUCUCGCCCCUCGCCGCCUACGAGGUUUACGAGGACGAAGUCCCUGCCGCGGGCGUCAUUGCUGGAAUCGGCACUGUCGAAGGUGUGACGUGCAUGAUCGUUGCCAACGAUGCCACGGUCAAGGGCGGGACGUACUAUCCCUUGACCGUGAAGAAACACCUGAGGGCCCAAGAGAUUGCGCAGCAGAACAAGUUACCGUGCAUAUACCUCGUCGAUUCCGGCGGCGCGAAUUUACCCAAUCAGGCGAACGUCUUCCCGGACCGGGAUCACUUUGGACGCAUCUUCUUCAACCAAGCUAGGAUGAGCAGCAUGGGCAUCCCGCAGAUUGCCGUGGUCAUGGGUCCUUGCACGGCUGGCGGCGCCUACGUCCCUGCCAUGUGCGACGAAUCCAUCAUCGUCGAGAAGCAAGGCACCAUUUUCCUGGCGGGUCCACCGCUGGUGAAGGCCGCCACCGGGGAAGUCGUCUCAGCUGAAGACCUGGGCGGGGGCUCCCUUCACAGCUCCGUUUCUGGCGUCACAGAUUACCUUGCCGUGGACGACGCUCACGCGAUAGUCCUUGCCCGCCGCUCCAUCUCCAACCUCAACUACCCCAGAGAACAACCUCCCGUCAACCCCAACGAGAUCCGUGAACCCCUGUACGACCCAUCCGAGCUGGCCGGGAUCGUAGGCACAAACCUGCGCAAACAGAUUCCCAUGCACGAAAUCAUCGCCCGCAUCGUCGACGGGAGCGAAUUCGCCGAGUUCAAGAAGGACUACGGUACCACUCUGCUGACGGGGUUCGCUCGCAUCCACGGCUACCAGGUGGGCAUCAUCGCCAACAACGGGAUUUUGUUCUCCGAAUCGUCCCUGAAGGGCGCUCAUUUCAUCGAACUGUGCUGCCAACGGAAUAUUCCAUUGGUGUUCCUGCAGAACAUUUCCGGGUUCAUGGUCGGCGCGGACGCCGAGCGGGGCGGCAUCGCGAAGAACGGGGCCAAGCUGGUCACCGCAGUCGCGUGCGCGAAUGUGCCCAAGUUCACCGUCGUCGUGGGCUCGUCUGCGGGAGCAGGCAACUACGGCAUGUGCGGGCGCGCCUAUUCGCCGCGGUUCCUGUGGAUGUGGCCCAACGCCAAGAUCGGCGUCAUGGGGCCCGAGCAGUUGACCGCCGUCAUGGAGACGGUGGGCAAGAGCGUCGACGUCGGUCUCAGGGACCGCAUCGAGCGCGAAAGCGAUGCCAGCUUCUCCAGCGCGAGGCUGUGGGACGACGGGGUCAUUCACCCCGCGCAGACAAGGAGCGUGUUGGCCAUGGGCUUGAAGGUCGCGCUGGGCGGCAUGACAGAUCAUGAGAAGCCGACCAAGUUUGGCGUCUUUAGGAUGUAA